CUUGCGGAAUCGCCAUCAAGAGAUUUCGGAAGCACAAUUUUUAAACCAGGGGCUGCUAGUGAUCGUUUGUCCUGGCGCCCCGUCCUGAAGUGUUAAACAAUAAGAACCAGAUGUUUGAAGGCGAAUGUGUCAGUUCUUAAAUAAACAACCACGUCCGUUUCACAGGCAAACCUCUCAGAAAUGAGCGACUUCAGUAUGUCUUCGGAUAACUUUCCAUGACAAACUCAAUGAAUCCUCAUACUGACAGACAGAGAGCCAAGGUAUGAUACGACCACCUCGCGUGAAAUACUGAAAAUGCAAAUGUAUGAACAAACUGGAUGGCUGUUAUAUGAAAGCGGCCCCUCUCUGUAGUCUACUCUGAGUGUGAUGGCGACCACCCAGGAGGUCACGGUGUCCAUGGGGGAGGUAGUGAUGGUGAAGGCUGACGGCGAAGAAGACCCCGAUGACCCUAAUAAGACUCAGGUCAUCCUCCAGCUCCAGCCAAUCACCACUGGAGACGAAUCUGCUGAAACAGAUGCCGCUGUCAUGGCUGUUGAAGCACAUCCAGAACAAACUGAGGGAGAAGACGUUGAAAUCGGCUGUCCCAUAACAUGCGGCGACAGUAAAGCUGUGUUGCUAGUGAAGAAAUUUGUGUGCCCAGGAAUCAAUGUGAAAUGUGUGAAGUAUGAAGACCAGCUGAUCAGCCCGAAGCAGUUUGUGCACAUUUCUGGAAAAGCCACUCUGAAAGACUGGAAGAGAGCCAUCAGGAUGGGUGGAGUCAUGCUAAGAAAAAUGAUGGAUUCCGGUCAGCUGGACUUUUACCAGCACAGCACGCUGUGUACCAAUACGUGUCGCAGCACCAAGUUUGACCUUUUAAUCAACAACACACGGUUCCCUCCUGACGGCACGGGACUUACCACACCCACAUCCUCCCAAGCUCAGGUGGUCCUGGGUAACGGCGGGACCCUGGGCGAGGACAGAGCAGAGGUUCCGAGUGGGAAGGCGGACUGGAGCUCGUGCUCACUGGAGUCUGCAGACAAGAAGGAAUCGAAUGAGAUCUCAGAGGACACACUGAACUUCUGGAAGGGCAUCGCUGAUGUGGGUUUGCUGGGUGAAGUGGUGACCAACAUCAGUACAGAGCUGCUGGAGCUGCUGAACGGCGUGCAGCAACGCAGGGAGCCAGCUGCCUUACAGGACACAGAUUCCUGUCUGGUAGAGGUGGCGGUGCUCAGUAACCUUGCCCAAGUGUUCGGCCUGCUCGACUCAGUCAAGAAGAUCCUGGAGAGGAGGAAGCAGCAGACGGAUCCCAGCCAGGAGCAAAUCCUCAGCACACUCACCAACCUGGAGCUGCAGUUGGAAGAACAGAGGAAGCAGCAGCAGGUGCGAGCUCUCCUGUCCUGCCCGCAGCCGGCCAAAAACAAAACUCCCACCAAGCGCCAGACCAAGCGGCCUCGUCUCCAGAGGCCCGCCUCCACCACCACCCUCCUGACCUCCCCCAUCAACCAGCAGGCCGCUCUGCAGCCCCAGCAGUUCACCGUUCUUUCCCCCAUCUCGCUGUCCUCUGUGGGUCAGCCGUUCACCAUGGCAGGCCUGCCCAUCGCCACCCUGGCCCAGUCCUCCAACACGGUCACCCUGCUCCCCGCCGGCUCGCAGCUCUUCACCCGCUACAUGGUGACCGGAGACGGAAAGGCGGACACCAUCACCUUGCACCCGUCCUCGGGCCUCACGCUGGUGGGCACCACCGCCAUGCAAGACUCCAGCCAGCUGGGCACGAUGGUGAGCCCCUUAGAGCUGGUGCACCUGAGCCAGCAGGCCUGCGGCGCAGAGGUGGUGCCCAUAGAAGGCCAGGUGGUGGACGGCACCAUGCUGGUGCAGCAGGAGGUGAUGCAGGGCGAGGUGGAGGCCGGCCAGGAGCACACGGUCAUCGAGAUCAACCCGGCUCCGAUGGAGCAGGCGGUGGGAGUGAUGGAGCUGCAGCUGACUGGGGAGUCGGGCAGAGGCGGGGCUGCCAUGAUGGUCCAGAGUGGGAUGGAGGUGACGAUGGCUGCAGGGGGGGAGGAGACGCAGUGCCAAAUGCAGGAGGGGCAGACUGAAGGGGUUCAGGGGCUGCAGCUGGAUGCCAGCGAACAGUUGUCAGGUGUACAGAUAGUGGUGAUAGAAGAAAAUACUCAGGAAGAAAACAAGGUCAAAUGAGACACACCUCCUAUUGAGUGCAGCAGAGCAGGUAUGGACUCGGGGAUUGACAGACUUGUGAAACUGUAAAUACACAGAAUUUCCAAAUCCACAAAUUGCCUUGGCCUAAGACCAAGCACUAGGGUAGCCAUUUUUCCUUUUUUGGUGUGUGUGUGUGUGUGUGUGUGUGUGUGUGUGUGUGUGUGUGUGUGUGUGUACAUGCUCCUCUCAACUUUUUUGUUGAUUUUUAUUGAAACAGAAGCAUACAGUAUAUUCUCUGUUGUGAUGCCUCUUUGUUUGUUUUGUAUUUAGGAUAAGGAUAAUUCUGGUUUAUUACAACUUGGGUCAAAUAUCUGUAAUAUCAUUUCAUUUCUAGCUGUAACAUUAAUAACAUAAUGUAAUAACAUUGUACUCACCAUGUGAAUUUCUGAGAUGUGAGAAUGUGUCAAUGUUCAGACGGGGCAAGAAACACGAGUAGCCAGACAAUCAGACAGGUUUUUAACAAAUCUCCACGUUAGCCAAACUUACCUGGAAGGAAAACGUCCAUUGUACUUAACAUAGUUGUAUGCACACAGUUUGAUGAAUGAUGGAUAAUUACAACAAUAUGAUUUGGCAAAAAAAAAACAACCUGAAUAUUGAUUAUAUAACUAUUAUACUAUUAUAUAACUUUUCAUGCUAUUUUUGCGGUAAUAACCAUGAACUUGUGGAUACUGAUUUUGAGUUUAAACAUGUCAUCAGUCAGACAUCACCUACUUACUCGAUCUGCAGGUACUGUGCUCAUAUUACUGUUGCUACCAACGACCUACCACUUAAAAAAGAAAAACAGUUUGAGAGACAGUUUCCCUUAUAGACAGUGGGUGAGAUAAAAGGCCUAAUGUGUGUGUUUUUACAUCUAAACGUUCAAUGUACAUGGAGUCUAACCUUUAUUUCGGUCAUGAGUGGUCCACAACAACGUUGUCGAUUAUAAAAAAUGAUCUGUAGUGCAAAAAUGUUAGGAACCCCUGGUUUAGCUAUCUGAGCUUGUUUGCAACCUGUCUGAUCGUCUCACUGCUUGUGUUCCUUGCUCCAUGUGACCACAUUAAAGAGAUGUCGCUGUGUUCCCAGAUCUCGGCAGUGACCUUCGUCAGUACAAUGUCAUCAAAACCAAUAGAAACAAUGGCCACAAACUACAAAAAUACCUGAGUUGUAAUUAGCUGGAGUUAUCCUUGAGGCCUCCAUGAACAACCUGAGGGUAAGAGAAUGCACUGUAACUGGAAGGUUUACAUGCAGGGCUUUAAUGGUGCUGAUGGUUCGUCAGUUCACAUCCUCUUAUACUGACUGCAAGUCACGGCCCUCUACUGUUGAUCAGACUCAUUACCAGGAACAGUGUUGGUGUCACUCGAGGCUGGGAUUAAUUGCACUGUGUAGUAACGUCGCAUCCAAGCUGUAUUGUUUUUGCACUGUGUCGUCCUUUUAGGACUACAGGAAGAUGUUUGCAACAAUGUCUGUUCUCUAAACAUUUCUUUAGAAUUUGGCCCCACUGUUGGGUGUGCAAAGUGUUUUUUCUGUGCAUAGUUAAAUGGAAACAGACUGAACUCCUCUCACUGGAAUUACAUCGCUUAUGCACCUUUUCUCUCAGUGGUUUCUUACUCCCUGAUUUCAUUCAUAGACUCCAUUUACUUUCUUUAUUGUGAUCAUCUAUUGCUUUAUCUCAGUAUGAUAGGUAGUGUGAGCUACUGGGCUGAUUGUUUAAGUCAAUAUAUAAAAUAUAUAUAUAUAUAUAUAUAUACUUAAUGUCAAACUUGGUAUGCCUGUAUUUUACACUUGUGAAGUAGUGUCAUAUUUAUUAGUUUACAAACUGAAGAGAUGGGCCUCCCUGUUUAAGGUGCAAACAUGGGUUAAUUUAUGCUCUUGGCUGUAGUUCACAUUAACAAAGACCUGUUCAAGACUUGUGCAUUUCCAAUAAUUUAAUUUAACAAAUGAGGGUAUUUGCAUACUGACUUUGUAAUGUGUUUUAAUAUCAGAUUAAAACUGAAAAAAAAUAACAA
Siniperca chuatsi (mandarin fish) is the source of this 4178-nucleotide messenger RNA. It is a transcript of the gene gmeb1, whose product is annotated as glucocorticoid modulatory element binding protein 1. The coding region runs from base 367 to 2172 and encodes 601 amino acids. The transcript is spliced from 10 exons. Gene Ontology annotation, molecular function: RNA polymerase II cis-regulatory region sequence-specific DNA binding; DNA-binding transcription activator activity, RNA polymerase II-specific. NCBI's taxonomy places the organism in Eukaryota, Metazoa, Chordata, Actinopteri, Centrarchiformes, Sinipercidae. Gene Ontology annotation, cellular component: nucleus. Gene Ontology annotation, biological process: positive regulation of transcription by RNA polymerase II. The record is from RefSeq and is a predicted model, not a curated record.